GAAGCACAUCGUGAAUAUGCCCGACGCGACCACACGGGAACUCCUCCAGCUGUGCGAAAAAGCAGGUUGGAAGCCGGAACGAAUCAAUGGCAGCCAUAUUCGAGCGAACUCUUGAUCGUGAUGAAUCACGUCAGAAGUGUAUAGGCUUGUGCCGGAGCCGGGGUUUAUUUGGAUAGAUCAUGAUAGAUGACGAUGAUGAUGCAGAGGUCGUGUUGGUGGAGACGCUUAGUCAAAAAGAUUGCUCCUGGUCGUACAAGAUAUUUGCAGAUUAAAAGACCAAGACAUUUUUACUCCGACAACGACUUGUGCGUGCGUUCAAGAUCAAGAUUUUGCUGUGAUAAGUCACACGAUUUUCACGCGACCGAACUGUGGGAGCUUUCCGAUUGCUAUCCAUGGCAACCGGGUCCGGCCCGACGUCUGUCGCGGAGUCCUGCGGCACCUGCUUGCGCACGCCAGCUGCCCAACCCACAGCGGCAC
Molecule: messenger RNA, 477 nt
Organism: Amoebophrya sp. A120
Lineage: Eukaryota; Dinophyceae; Syndiniales; Amoebophryaceae
Source: the annotation of a GenBank genome assembly